Nezara viridula (southern green stink bug) is the source of this 255-nucleotide messenger RNA. The record is from the annotation of a GenBank genome assembly. Lineage: Eukaryota; Metazoa; Arthropoda; Insecta; Hemiptera; Pentatomidae.
AUCUUGUUCGCGGACAUAUGCGGCUUUACCAGUCUGUCGGAUCAGUGCACCGCACAGGAACUUGUACGAUUACUCAAUGAAUUAUUUGCCAGGCUGGUGAGGGAGGUGAUGGGAGUGAACGUGGACAUGCGAGUUGGGAUCCACACCGGACGGGUGCACUGCGGCGUCCUCGGCCUGCGGAAGUGGCAGUUUGAUGUAUGGUCCAACGACGUCACCUUGGCCAACUACAUGGAGUCAGGCGGGAUACCUGGGUAA